AUGCUCAAUGACAACGCGAUACUGUUGCUCGUUAUCAGAGAAUCCGAUUUUACUCAAAAGUUGAUAAUAUCCAUAGAUUCUGGUGUUGCUCGGGUAAUAUCCGGCUUUGACGAUUUUGAAGCGGUAGUCUUUGAAGCGUUCCAUUUCGGUUUGGAGCUCAGCUGUAUCGUUUGCUGUAAGGUAAAACCUGCAUUCACUAAAUUCUUUAUAUUUAAACCUACCAUCUUUCAACUUGAACAACCUGACAAACAGUGCCUUGUUUCCGCUUUUGAUGGCUCCUUCGAAGGCGUGGAGAUGGUUGGAGAGAACGGUUCUGGCCCAUUCGGAUCGUUGGUGUCGACGGUGAUGGUUGCAACCGCUGAGACGGGGGCGGCAGAGUACGGUAGUACAGAAAAGGAGAAGGAGGAAAAUCGGGAGGCGCAUUCUGAGAAGAAUGGUGGGAAUGUAUUGGGGGAGAGAGGGUUUUAUAGAGGAGGAGAGCACAUCGAAUUAUUCAUAGUUUUAUGGAUUCUGAGAAAAAGUAAGGGGUGGUUUUUGGUGUUUGAUUUUGUGGCUGGAAGUUUAGAUAGGCUCCUCCCACUUUUGCAAUCUUGCCGCAUCCUUCAUUUUUUGAGCUCAAAGAAGCAAUUCCGUAAUCAAGAAGACCAAGAAGAACCAAGAAGACCACCUGAAAGAAUCUAUCAGGAUAUUUGUGCUCCUUUUUUCGUUAAAUUUUUACGAAUUUCAGAUUUUAAGUAA
Caenorhabditis remanei is the source of this 738-nucleotide messenger RNA. RefSeq lists its product as uncharacterized. The coding region runs from base 1 to 738 and encodes 245 amino acids. The record is from RefSeq and is a predicted model, not a curated record. NCBI's taxonomy places the organism in Eukaryota, Metazoa, Nematoda, Chromadorea, Rhabditida, Rhabditidae. The transcript has a single exon.